GCGAAAGGAAAGGAGAAGGCAGUAGAAGCCGAAGCUGAGAUGAUGAGUGAUGCAAAGAUACAGACUCAGCCUAUCCCUAUCCCUCCUGUGCAGCUGAAAUGGGCCGCGUACGAGCCUAUACCCGACAGUUGGCUACUUGGGGGUAGUCCCGGUCUACCUUCUGCUUCAUUAGUAUCGGAUUCGUUCUCGAUCUUUUUCGGUUCCGCCUCCACCUCUUCAUCUAUACGUUCAUCGAAGGAUGAAUCUCGACGUAAUUCUGAGUCCAGUGCUGUGCGAGACUCGUCUGAGCCCGCCGUUGAUGCCCUGGCGGAAGAAGAGCUGCAGUCUUUCUUCUUGGAUGGCGACGACUUGACUAACCAGUUGGAUGGGAUUGACCAUGUUUUCAAUCACUUCUAUGCAACCCGUUGACUCGUUCAGGUUGUUCACUGUAUGGGAUCUCCUGUUCCUGCCAAUCUCUCUCGGAUCACAAUGUUGAAGAGCGCCAUUAAUUGGUACCGUUUGUAGCUGCAAGUUUAGUUGGAUGCGUAGUAACACAUAGGGCGUUGAUCUCACCAUCGACGUCACGUUGACCACUGCUCAGAUUUAUAUACAUAAUCCUAGACCCCGAUUAUGUGAGCCAACCUACGCCCUGUCUGUUCAUGACGGUCAUAGGUUUGUCAGAUCCUCACAAAGAUGGAACUGUAAAUAAACUUCGAAAACCUCG
This is a messenger RNA of Somion occarium, 703 nucleotides long. The record is from the annotation of a GenBank genome assembly. Lineage: Eukaryota; Fungi; Basidiomycota; Agaricomycetes; Polyporales; Cerrenaceae.